This is a messenger RNA of Labeo rohita (rohu), 2200 nucleotides long. RefSeq lists its product as uncharacterized. Bases 434 to 1180 code for a protein of 248 amino acids. Gene Ontology annotation, cellular component: extracellular region. The transcript is spliced from 6 exons. Lineage: Eukaryota; Metazoa; Chordata; Actinopteri; Cypriniformes; Cyprinidae. Gene Ontology annotation, biological process: inflammatory response; G protein-coupled receptor signaling pathway; immune response. Gene Ontology annotation, molecular function: chemokine activity; CCR chemokine receptor binding. The record is from RefSeq and is a predicted model, not a curated record.
UGACAAGGGGGUGAGUACAUUAUAUGUGAAUCUUUGUUUUGGAAUUGAACCUUUAAGGCAGAACUUUUAAAUAAGUGUACUUUUUAUUAGCUAAUUUCCCCACAAAGUCUCUGCAAGCACACCAAAUGAGUUCCUAAUUCUAUUAUUUACUUGUAUAGCUCUGAAGCACAAUAGAGCACUGUGUUAUUCAAAGAAGCCUGUGGCAGGUCAUUUCAGUAGGAAGAAAUAGUGUAUUUGUGAAAUGCAAGUGUGUUAUUCGCUCAAUGCACAUACAGUAACACCCUCGUAUAAAGAGGAAGAUGGUUCAGAGGCAAAGUGUCAUUAUACUUAGAAAGGCUGUGUCACUGAUCCAGAGAAUCAGCAUAGGGGAUUUCUUUCAAAAGAAAAAACUAAUUCAUUAUCGCUAUAUAAUCGACUGCUGGCAGUUCACUACAUGCUCUUACUUUCUUUGUCUUAUGGUGUACAUUAUACCUGGAGAAUGAAGACCUUCAUGAAGACUUUAGUGUUUCUGAUGCUGUGCUGUGCUCUGCAACUUAGUACCUCAACUGGUCCUUCUGCAAAUGACAUUGCAAACAGUAUCUGCUGCUUUAAUAAAAUCAAUUACAGGAUACCUCUGAAACGGCUGAAGUCUUAUUUCUGGACAGGCAGCAGUUGCCCCCUCACUCACAUUGUACUUGUAACUGUUCCUCGGGAUUCUACCACACAGAAACAAUUCUGUACUGACCCUAAAGAGAAGUGGGUCCAGCGGGCCAUUAACUACUUGGACAAGAAGAAUAUAGACCAGUGGCGCAGCUCUUUUAUGUUUACUCAAAAACUAUUUCACCAUCUCUAUAUAAAGGACUGCUGGCAGUUCACCACAUACUCUUACUUUCUCUGUCUCUUGUGUGGUGUAUAUCAAACCUGGAGAAUGAAGACCUUCAUGAAGACUUCAUUAGUGUUUCUGAUGCUGUGCUGUGCUCUGCAACUUAACACCUCAGCCGGUAUUCGUGCAGUUAUGAGCGUUAACAGUAUCUGCUGCUUUAAAGAAAUCAAUAUCAGGAUACCUCUGAAACGGCUGGUGUCUUAUUUGUGGACAAGCAACAGUUGCCCUUUCAAGCACAUUGUAUUUGUAACAGCUCCAGAUCCCAAGAAAAAAGAUGAAGGAAAAGAUUCGGAAGAAUCUUUUCUGUAUGGAUCCUGAAUAUAAGUGGGUCCGGCGGGCCAUUAAUUACUUAGACAAGAAACGGGCUAAAAAUUCAACACAAUAAAAGUUUCUACCUAAAUUUUUGACAUUUACAUAGAUAUACACACAUCUUCAUAUAUAUGAGUAAAACUGUAAACAAACUGGUUUUAAAUUGUAACGUAAACUGCCGUUCAAAAGUUUUUUUAUUUUAAAUGUGUUUUAAAGAAGUCUUUCAUGCUCAUCAAGGUUGCGUUUAAUUGAUACAAAAAUACAGAAAAAAAUCAUGCUGAUAUGUUGAUUUAUUAUCAGUUGAAAACAGUUGUGCUGCUUAAUAUUUCUUUGGAACCUGUGACAGUUUUUCAGGAAAUUCUUUCUUUGAUGAAUAAAAAACUUAAAAAGUACAGCAUUUAUUUAAAAUAGUAAUCUUUUGCACUACCAUUUGAAGUUUGGGGUCAGUAAUGUUUUCUUUCUUUCUUUGAAAGAAUUUAAAAGUUUUAUUCAGUGUUAAAUUGAUAAAAAGUGUUAGUAAAGAUAGAAAAGAUUUUUAUUUUGAAUAAAUGCUGUUCUUUUUCAUUUUUUAUUCAUCAAAGAACCGUGAAAAAAAAUGUCACACUGUUCCAAAAAAUAUUAAACAUUGAUAAUUAAUCAGUAUUUUAGAAUGAUUCCUGAAAGAUCAUGUGACACUGAAGACUAGAGUAAUGGCUGAUGAAAAUUCAGCUUUGCAUCACAUAAAAUUAUAUUUUAACAUAUAUUACAAUAGAAAACUGUCAUUUUAAAUUGCAGUAAUAUUUCUGUAUUUUUUUAUCAAAUAAAUGGAACUUAGAUGAGCAUAAGAGACUUCUUUAAAAAACAUUAAAAAGUCGUACUGAUCCCAAACUAUUGAACGGCAGUGUAUCAGAAAGUUACUAUUAUAAUGUUUAUUAUUCAAAUGUGUUGAUCUCGUCAUUAUCAGUAAUAUUAUGUUAAUAGGCUACAGAUCUGAUGUAAAUUUUAAAUGUGCUGUAUUAUUAUGUCUAAUACAAAAUAUUGCAUACAGAA